CAAAGCACAAGUGAGCGUUGACUUUUUUUCACCGCGGCAAUCGAGGUGAGCGGGUUGACAGACGGAAAAGUGUGAGGUUAUGUCGCUUGUCAUUUACAUUUGUUUACGUAGUGAAUUGUAGCGAUAAGUUGAGUUUUAUCGGGAUUUUUUGGUAAAAUGAUAAGAGAAUUAAUAUGUGACCCAGUGUAGCACGAAAAUGAGAAGAAAUAUCAAGCAUAUAUUGAAGUUUUUGGUGUUGUCUGGAGUAACCGUGGUUUUUACGGUGGUAUUGUUCAGGAUUUUGACUAAUAACCGGUUAAAUGUUGUUGAUAAGGUUAAAGAUAUUGUUAAUAGAGAUGCUGGGGUGUUUCCGGUGGAAGAACCUAAUCAACUUAUAGCUUUAAAUGAGAAAAUUGACUGGCAUAACUAUAAAUAUAUAAAUAAGGAUAAAGCUAGAACAGGACCUGGCGAGCAGGGCAGACCUGCAUAUUUAAACACAAACGAGCAAAAAAAUUACGACAAACUUUACAAAGUAAAUGGUUUUAAUGCGGCCCUGAGCGACAAAAUAGCAUUGGACAGGGCCGUACCGGAUAUAAGACACGAAGGAUGUAAAAGUAAAAAAUAUCUGAAAAAACUGCCAACGGUCAGUGUGAUUGUUCCAUUUCAUAACGAACAUUGGACUACAUUGCUUAGGACAGCUACCAGUGUUGUGAAUAGAUCCCCUUCUCAUUUGCUUAAAGAAGUUAUUUUAGUUGAUGAUUGUAGCACAAAAGACUUUAGUAGAAAACCCCUGGACGACUACCUAGCAGCAAACCUAACCAAAGUCCGGGCCAUCCAUUUGCCGGAAAGAAGUGGACUUAUCAGAGCUAGACUUGCCGGUGCGCGCGAGGCCACAGCCGAAGUCCUAAUUUUUCUGGACUCGCACACCGAAGCAAACGUAAACUGGCUACCACCGCUACUAGAACCUAUUGCGCAAGACUACAGGACCUGCGUGUGUCCCUUCAUAGAUGUCGUGCAGUACGAAACAUUUGAAUAUCGGUCGCAAGAUGAGGGGGCAAGGGGGGCCUUCGAUUGGGAGUUUUAUUACAAAAGACUCCCCCUGCUUCCUGAAGAUCUCAAACACCCCACCGAACCUUUUAAAUCUCCCAUUAUGGCGGGAGGUCUUUUCGCCAUAAGUACCAAAUUUUUUUGGGAACUUGGAGGUUAUGAUGAGGGUUUGGACAUUUGGGGGGGAGAGCAAUAUGAGUUGAGUUUUAAAAUUUGGCAGUGCGGGGGUCAGAUGUACGAUGCCCCGUGUUCUAGGGUGGGACAUAUUUAUAGAAAGUAUGCUCCAUUCCCUAAUCCUGGAAAGGGAGAUUUCGUCGGAAGGAACUACCGACGGGUGGCAGAGGUGUGGAUGGACGAAUACGCUCAAUACUUAUACAAUAGACGUCCCCAUUACAAAAACCUCGACACUGGUGACAUUUCAAAACAAAAAGCCCUAAGAAAGUCACUAAACUGUAAACCGUUCAGUUGGUUCAUGAAAACCAUAGCUUUUGAUUUGCCGUUGAAAUAUCCUCCUAUAGAGCCGGGUGAUUUCGGUACGGGAGAGAUUCGUAAUUUAGGUGCCCCAGAGCUGUGCGUGGACUCCAUGCGCAAAGACAGGGACGGAGUGGUUGGAAUUCAGGAGUGCGCAAAGGGUACCGGUAAAAAAGCCGACCAAAAUUUCACCCUAACGUGGCACAAAGAUUUGAGGGUCAGGGGCAAAACUUUAUGUUUUGACGUUUCUGAUCCCAAUGAUAAAGCUGACGUCACAUUAUACCCCUGUCAUGGUAGCCAAGGUAACCAGUAUUGGAAAUACAAUGUGGAAAAGCAAUGGUUUGUGCAUGGCGGCAACCCGCGUUGCUUGGAUUGUGACCCGGGUAAAAAAAGGUUGUACGUCACAACGUGUGAUGAAAAUUCAAAAACGCAAAAAUGGCGUUUUGAGAAUGUCAACUUGACAAUGAUUGCGGACUGGGAGAAUAUAGGAGUUAAAUAAUAAAAUAAAAAAAUUGAUGAAAUCAAGCAAUAAUUAUAAUUUUUGACAUUCUAUGGUCAAUGGAUUUACGAUUUUGACAGUUUUCUGUCACAUUUAAUUUAUAUUAAUUUAAUGGUGCUCUUUUAAGCAAAAUGUACUUACCUACAUGUAUUAUGUUUGGCAUUCCAAAUUUUAAACCAAAGUUUUUUAGUAUUUUUUAUUUUUUAAUAAUUGAGAUAUCUUGCCCUAAUUUGAACAUAUCAAUAUUAAAAAAUCGUGUAGAAUUCUAUAAAAAUUAGUUUUUAAAACUGUGAUAAAUUUUAUUCAUUUAUAUGUAGAUAGAUUAAAUGACAUGUUGCCAUAUUGUUAGAGUUUUUAAUUAUUAUAUUCGAAAUUAUACAAAAUUUUUGUACUUAUAAUGAAAAAUUUACAAGAAAUAUUGCAUUUUUACUUAAACCUUUUACUUUGUCCUCUAAAAGUCAAUAAGACUAAAGACACAAAAAAGAAAAAAAUAAAUUGAAAACUGGUUUCAAAAAAACAUUUUUGGCUUUGGCUAGU
Molecule: messenger RNA, 2533 nt
Organism: Brassicogethes aeneus
Lineage: Eukaryota; Metazoa; Arthropoda; Insecta; Coleoptera; Nitidulidae
Source: the annotation of a GenBank genome assembly